AUGUUCCCGCAACUUAUACGCGCUAUUCGUGAGGAUAGUGUUGAUCAUGGAGUUUUUUUUGUUUCUGCUGGGCUGUUUGAAACUGGUGUAGCGCCAUUUUACGAGCUUUUGGGAGAUCAUGAUCGAUCUCGUAGAUCCUUUGAAUGA
Messenger RNA from Racocetra persica, 147 nucleotides. The record is from the annotation of a GenBank genome assembly. NCBI's taxonomy places the organism in Eukaryota, Fungi, Glomeromycota, Glomeromycetes, Diversisporales, Gigasporaceae.